UUUAUGUCCUUAUGGUUAAUUGUAUUGACAUCAAUUAAACGGUAACUGAGCCAAAUCCCAAUAUGUGAUUACUCAAUGUGGCCUUUUAGUCCUCAUUUAAAUUUUAACUAAUUUCGUUGUAACUGACUCUUUAGGAUCAGGUUAGGAAACUAAAAUUGAUAUCACAAAGAUUAAAAAUCGUAUAUACUCCAAAUACAACUACUCUAUAAAAUAUUCGGUUUGAGUAUAUUAGAAAAGUUUAAGACAUGUUAGCGAAAUACAAUGAAGUUCACGAAGAACCGUGUUUGCCUGGUCGAAGCCAGCGUAAAAAGGUAGAUAAACAUGGAAGAUUGUCUGCUUUAGAGAAACUCAAACAGCUAAAAGGUAAUAAACACAAAUAUAAAAUUAACCAAUUGGAGAACAUUUAUGAUGAAGUAGAUGAGAGGGAAUAUAGUAAAACUGUCCUGAAGAGGCAAAAUGAUGAUUGGAUUAUUGACGAUGAUGGUCAUGGUUAUAUUGAAGAUGGAAGAGAAAUUUUUGAUGAUGAUUUGGAUGAUGAAAGUAUUCAACAAGCUGCCAAACAUAAAGAAUCAGGCCCAAGGAAAAAGAAAAAGGAAGAUUUAAAGAAAAAGGGAAACAUCAGAUCUAUGUUUAUGAAUGCACCAUCAAAAAAGGAAGCUCUAAGUAAAAUCGAAGAUGACACCAUUUUCGGAGAACUACUUUCUGAAUUGAAAAAUGAGUCCAUUGCAACAGAACCAAAAAAAAAGGUUAUGCAAAAUAAAAUUUGUACAAGUUCAACGCCAAAUGUUUCUUACGUGGACUCGAAAAAAACUAAAAGAGAAGGUGAAAACCUCAAACAUGAAGAGUCAGCACAUAUAAAGAAAAAUGCUACCAUUAACAAGAAUAAAGAAUCCAUUAUAGAUAAGGAAUCAAUAAUUACAGAUAAUACCAACAAAAAUAAUAUUAUUGAUGCAGCAAAGCAAUUGAAUCAUUCUGUUGAAUCUACAUCACAAAAGAGUAAAGAAGUAAAUGUUGAACAUGAAAUGAAUGUAGUAUUUGAGGAAUGCCCAGGAUUAUUAGAACAAGUAGAUUACUGUGAUGUAACAGAUUCUAAAAAGCCAAAAGAUUCGUUUGAACAUGCGAAAAUAAUGGAUGAUGUUGAUUUGCCUAAACAAUCAUGGGAUAAUGAUUUUGGUGUACAGCCGCCUAAUGAAGUUUUAGUUAACUUAGAUACCUUACCACUUAUAACAGAUGAAGCUGGAAAUAAAAUAUUUCGAUUUUAUUGGUGGGAUGCAUUAGAAGAUCCUUAUAAACAACCUGGAGUUGUAUUCCUAUUUGGCAAAGUUUACAUGGAGUCCAUUAAAACCCAUGUUUCUUGUUCUUUGAUGGUAAAAAAUAUUGAGAGAAGAUUCUACCUUUUACCAAGAGAAUAUAUGAAAUGUGAAAACGAAUCUACCUUAGCGGCAAAGCAGGUCAGCAUAACAGACGUUUAUGAAGAAUUUAAUCAAUAUGCAAAUAAAAUGGGCAUAAAAACGUUUCGUUCCUGCAAAGUCUCAAAAUUGUAUGCUUUUGAUAAGGAAGGUGUUCCUACAUAUUCCGAUUAUUUAGAGGUGCGAUAUUCCGCUUCUUAUCCACCUAUAGAUUCAAAUUAUACUGGAAACACUUUUGAGCACAUUUUUGGAUCUUCUGUCAGUGCUCUUGAACUAUUACUUAUUGAAAGAAACAUAAAGGGUCCUUGUUGGUUGGAUAUUAAAUGCCCAGUGCCAUCACAAAAUUCUAACAGUUGGUGUAAAAUCCAAGUCAGUUGCAUGAAAAUGGAAAAUAUUUCUGUGCCUAUGGAACUUCAAAAUACAUCACCCCCUCCAAUGGUAUUGGCAACAAUAAACAUCCGUACAGCUUUAAAUUUAAAAUUGCAAAGAAACGAGAUUUUGAUGGUGGCAAUUCUACUUCAUCGCAAAUAUCAAAUUGAUAAAACGCCACCUAAGCCACCGUUUCAGCAACAUAUUUGUUUGGUAACUCAUCCUCGAAGCACCACCUGGCCACUGCAUGCUCGGGAUUACCUUUCAAAACUUCAACAAACAAAAGUGAUAUGUUGCGAAACGGAAUAUGAUUUAAUUGAAAAAUUGCUGGAACUGCUAAAUGAUGCUGACCCUGAUUUAUUAGUUGGUCAUGAUUGUGCAUUUCAACUGGAUGUCUUAAUACAUAGAAUUAUCGACUUGAAAAUACCACAUUGGAGCAGGAUCGGUAAACUAAAACGUUCAGUGCCUCCACUUUUCAAGAAUAAGGUCAAUUUCACUCAAGUAUGUUGCGGUCGUCCAAUUUGUGACAUUCAAAACUCUGCUAAAGAAUUGAAUUUGAAACUUCGAAGCUUCGACUUAAAAUCACUCUGCAUAGCGAUUUUGCAUAAAAAGGAGGAUGACUGUAAAGAGAUUAAUCCCGUAGAGUGUGAAAAGUUUUACAGUUCAAAAGAAAAAUUGGAAGAUCUACUUCGGAUGACGAUGACUGAAGCAUCAUAUAUUAUCACAAUCAUGUUUGAACUGAAUGUUAUGCCUCUUGCUUUACAACUGACCUGCAUAGCUGGAAAUAUUUUGUCUCGGACGCUAUCGGCUGGACGUGCAGAGCGAAAUGAAUUUCUGUUAUUACACGCCUUUAACAAAAAAGGAUAUAUCACGCCAGAUAAAAGACUGGUUCAGAACGACAAAGGAAAGCGACGAAAAAAGAAAGCAGCUUAUGAGGGCGGCUUAGUUUUAGAACCAAAGAAAGGUUUCUAUGACACGCUUAUUUUACUAAUGGAUUUCAAUUCUCUCUAUCCCAGUAUUAUUCAAGAAUAUAAUUUAUGUUUUACGACCGUUCCUGGGGCUGCCUAUGCUGAUAGCGCGGAUUUAAUAAUUCCCAAAGAAAGUUUAGAACCAGGAAUCGUGCCAACAGAAAUACGUAAAUUAGUUGAAAGUCGUGUUGAAAUUAAGAAACUUAUGAAAUCUCCAUAUAUUAAACCUGAAUUAAAAACGCAAUAUAAUAUCAGGCAACUUGCUUUGAAGUUAACUGCAAACUCCAUGUAUGGAUGCUUGGGAGCCACUCAUUGUCGAUUUUAUGCUAAAGGCUUAGCUGCCUUAGUAACUGCAAAAGGACGAGAAAUCUUACAAAAUACAAAGCACUUGGUAGAAAGGUUAAAUUAUGAAGUAAUUUAUGGAGAUACCGAUUCAUUAAUGAUUAACACUCAUCUUGUCGAUUAUGAUGAAGUGUUUAACGUCGGCAAAAAAAUUAAAACGGAAGUCAACAAAUUGUAUACGAAAGUGGAACUAGAUAUCGAUGGUGUAUUCCGCUAUUUGUUGCUCUUGCAAAAAAAAAAGUACGCUGCUGUUACGAUCAACAAAUUGCCGAAUGGUCAAUUAAAUAUGGUUCAAGAGCACAAGGGUCUGGAUAUAGUGAGACGAGACUGGUCCCAUUUAGCUUGCGAGGCUGGCAGAAAUAUUCUGGAUCAACUUUUCUACGAUAAAUCUCUGGACAUGAAAUUGGAAAGCAUUCACGAAAUCUUGCAAAAUAUUGCAAAAUCUGUUCGAGAAGGUCAAGUGCCUCUAUCAUCACUUGUUAUUACAAAACAACUUUCCAAGAAUCCGGAAGACUACCCUGAUCAAAAACACCCACACGUUAUUGUAGCACUGAGACUAAACAAAAAGGGCGGAAGAAUGUGGAAAAGUGGAGACAUCGUUCCAUAUAUUAUAUGCAAUGAUGGUACAAAUAAAACAGCAACAGAGAGGGCAUAUCACAUUGAUGAAUUUAAGAAGAAUGAUACGCUAAAAGUGGAUACUGACUAUUAUCUAAUGAAUCAAAUAUUUCCUGUCGUUCUGCGUAUUUGCAAUCCCAUACAGAGUAUCGAUGAUGUCCUGUUGGCAAAGGAUCUAGGUUUAACACACAUUUACAAGUCUAGACGAACCAUCCACGAGGAGCAGGAUAUUGAAAUCCCUUUAUCAUUGAAUGAAGACAGAUACAGAUACUGUGUUCCUUUUAAGUUCAAGUGCCGCAAUGAACAAUGUCUAGCUGAAAUCACGCUUACGGAUGUAUUAGUUGAAUUUCAUUCUAAGAAUCAGCCAGCAUUAUUUGCCUGUUCCAAUGUCAAUUGCCAUGUACCACCAUGGACAUAUGCUAAAGCUAUUCAAAACGACUUACAGCUUGCUAUAAGAAACGCUAUUACUGAAUAUUAUAUUGGUCACAUUGAAUGUGAAAGUCCAAUUUGUGGUAACGUGACACGACAAAUGCCAAAUGAUUUUGAUAAGAACUAUCCAAAAUGCGAUCAAUGUGAUGAUGGUGUUAUGCAUCGAAUUCACUCAGAAAUAAAACUGUACAAUCAGUUUUGUUUCUAUCGUCAUAUGUUUAAUAUACACCAGCCACAAUAUAAGUGUUUUGUAACACCGACGACACGGGGCAUGAUAUCUGCAUACGAUGCUCUUAAAGAAUUCGUUGAAAUGCAACUUAGACGAAAUGCCUAUUCAUUGGUUGACUUGAACGUAGUUUUUGAAAAAAUGAGAUCAAACACUAAGAAAUAAAUAACUGAAUACUACGAAAGCGGACCUCAUCGAAGAUUUUCAACACAUCAUAAAUAUUCAUAUCGUUUGCACUACACACUUUCACGCUUUUUUUUUUAGUAAUUAUACAUAUUCGCAUAUCUUUCAAUACAUAUUCAAUACAUUCUUUGUAAUAGUUAUUAUAUUAUUUUGGAAUGUUGACAGUCUUCUCAAAUAUUAUAAUACUUUAUAUUUGUAAUA
Messenger RNA from Cephus cinctus (wheat stem sawfly), 4742 nucleotides. RefSeq names its product DNA polymerase alpha catalytic subunit (gene DNApol-alpha180). Gene Ontology annotation, biological process: DNA replication; leading strand elongation; lagging strand elongation. Bases 246 to 4523 code for a protein of 1425 amino acids. The transcript has 20 exons. Lineage: Eukaryota; Metazoa; Arthropoda; Insecta; Hymenoptera; Cephidae. The record is from RefSeq and is a predicted model, not a curated record. Gene Ontology annotation, molecular function: single-stranded DNA binding; DNA replication origin binding; pyrimidine nucleotide binding. Gene Ontology annotation, cellular component: alpha DNA polymerase:primase complex.